This is a messenger RNA of Cherax quadricarinatus, 457 nucleotides long. The record is from RefSeq and is a predicted model, not a curated record. NCBI's taxonomy places the organism in Eukaryota, Metazoa, Arthropoda, Malacostraca, Decapoda, Parastacidae.
CAAAAUGGUCACAUACAUAUUUGAAAAUAUUUAUUUGCCUGCAGCUCAGACUGAAAAUUCAGGUACAUUUAAUACUACUGCAGACAUUAAGCUUAAGCAAUGGGCAGACCAGUUGCUACCUAAGAAGUGUGUGGAAGUGGGGUGGGAGACUUUGGAAGAUGAAUUUAGAAAGUUUAUGGAACAUGCCAAGCACUCCAAAGAUCAUGACACUAUCUUUGACAACCUCAAGUCUUGUGUUGUGGAUGAAGCAAUGCGGAGGCAUGAGUGGGAGGAUAAAGCUGCAGAUGUUCUGCGUGUUAUACAGCUGAAUGCUUUAGAGGAUCGUUCAGUCAGUGAUAAACAACAGUGGGAUACAGCAUGCAAAUUUCUUGAGGAUUCAGUAAAAGAAAAACUACUGGCCACGGAGGCAACACUGAGGUUUGUGCUUUUCCUUGUUAUGUAACAAAUAAUAAUUGUU